AUGCGUCGAACGACGACCCUCGAGGUCGACACCGCUUCGACGACUCAGCCAACGACCACAGUGACGAUUGAACAUGAAGACGAACAAGCCGCUGCGCUACCCCCUACCCCCACCAUCCAGCCAUCGCUGAAGCUACUUUUCUCACUCCUCACCCGGCGACAACUCCUCCUUUUCCUCCUCCCCGCCAUCAUAUUCGCCAUCAUCUCCGGAGGGAUUGCUCCUUUCAUGACCUACGUUGUAGGCCAGGCUUUCGAUGCCUUCGCCAAAUUCCCCAUCUCGCUACCGACUCAACAGGACAAAGACAAUCUUCUCAAUGGCGUCGGCCUCGCAGCUCUACAGCUUCUUGGUCUCGCACUCGCAUCCGUAGCCCUCUCCAGCAUCACUUCAUCCUUCUGGAUAUGGACAGGAGAACAGAACGCGAUGGCGUUGAGGAAGAAGGUGUACGAUGAAGUUGUAGCAAAGGACAUGGACUGGUUUGACACCAAGAUGGGCGGCGACGAACAAGGCCCCGUCGGCGCUGGUGGGCUCAUGGCCAAAUUCACAAGAGAAACUGAUGAAGUGAGAAUGGCCUCUUCUCUCGCUUCGGGGAUGGUUCUCCAAUACCUCACCACUACAAUUACCUGCUUGGUUCUCGCUUUCAUACGCUCCUACCAACUUACCUUCGUAAUCCUGUCGGCAGUUCCCCUCCUCACCUUCAUCCAAGGCGUAUCUCAAGCCACCGCAGGCCCGCUCCUCAGCGCUGAACACGGGAGCAUCGGAAUCGCGGGAACCCUCAUCGACCGGGCGGUCUCCGCCAUCGCGACCGUCAAGGCAUUCAACGCUCAGGACUUCGAGCGUCUUUCAUUGAGCAAGAUUUUCGGCAACAUUCACACCAUCGCGAAGAAGCUGAGCACCGUCUGGGGCAUCACCAGCGGUCUCUCGCAGUUCGUGAUGAUGUCGAUGUUCGUACAAGGCUUCUGGUUCGGGUCCAAGCUCGUGCGCGAGGGCAAGAUCUCGCCCGGAGAUGUCAUGGCCGUCUUCUGGGCUUGUCUCAUUGCUACAAGCAACCUCCAGAUGUGCAUCCCACAGUUCAUCACCCUGGCCAAGGGUAAAUUCGCCAUGGUUUCCCUCCUCACCCUCAUCGACGAAACCCCUUCCACACCAUCUUCUCCCUCUUCGCCCAACCCUCCCUCCCCUCUUUCCCCGGCUUCCGUACAAACCAGCGCCUCGCGCUCAACCCAUACCCUCUCCCUCUCGGCGUCGAAGCCCCGAGUCCUCCGGGGAAUCGUACCCAGACGAUGCAUCGGCGAAUUCCAACUCGCCGAUGUCACUUUCUCGUACCCAGCUCGCGCCCCUGUCCUCAAGAACGUUUCCCUCUUCCUUCCUGCCGGAGAAACGACCUUCGUUGUAGGAGGUAGCGGCUCCGGGAAGUCAACCGUCGCCGCCCUCCUUCUUGGCCUGUACAAAACUAGCCAGGGUCAAGUUCUCAUGGACGAGCAAGAGGUCGCAUUUUUAGAUAACAAGUGGAUGCGGAGCCACGUUAUGGGCGUUUCGCAGGGCGACUGUGUCAUCUUCGAUGGCAAGACUGUACACGAAAACAUCGCGGCCAUCAUGGGUACCGAUGCCUCCGUCUCACGCGAACAGGUGAUCGAUGCUUGCACGAAGGCCCUUCUACACGAAUUCAUCAACGGACUCCCCGACGGCUACGAUACUAUCCUCGGCGGUGCUUCCGAUUCUGAGGCUGUCGAAGGAGCCAAGGUCGGAGGUGUCAACCUUAGCGGUGGCCAAAGGCAACGCCUUGCCAUCGCCCGAGCUUGCCUUCGCAACCCUACUGUCCUAAUACUCGACGAAGCUACUUCUGCUCUCGACCCUACUUCCCGCCUCCUCGUCUUCGAAGCUCUCAAGCGCGUCCGCCGCAACAAGACCACUAUCGUUAUCACCCACGAUCUUUCCCAGAUUGAAAACACUGACUUCGUCUAUGUGAUGCGGGAUGGGGAGGUUGUCGAACAGGGUUUCCGAAGGGAUCUCGAAUCCGGCUCGAGCACAGAAGAUUUCACCUCCACUACAUCUCUCGACGGCGCUCACAUUGGCGAGUUCAAAUCGAUGCUCCGAAUCCAGAUGGGCAUGGGCGGGUACCUGCCCGAACGGGACAUCGAUGCGACUUCCUCUGAAGGCCAAACCGACGAGAAGCGAACAACUGCCUUCGACGACGAAUCUUUACCUUCCAUGACCGAUAUACCUGUUCCACCACCCACUGCCGCAGCUCGCCUCCGUCCUUUGACCUUGACCCUGGGCAACUGGAUGUUCGACGUUGUAUCCGAUCUGACGAAGACUGCGAACGGACCCGGAGGCGCACUGGCACGGCUUUCCAUGAUACCCGAGCAUCAGCAAUACGAACAAAACCAACGCGCCAGCAUUCGUGCUAGCCGCUUCGUCCCUGCUGAUAUGCUCCAGCAACCAACACAAAGAAAGACUCGCCCUACUAGCAUCGCAAUCCCUUCCUCCCCUACCACCCCUACAGCUGCCUACACUAUCCCACCCACCAGGCGCAUGAGCCUUCAAUUCACCCCCACGUCUCCCGUCUUCUCGCUAGGCGAUGGCUACCUUUCCUACUCAAGCGCUGACUUCGCUGAGAAUGCGAGCGCCAUGGGCAGCGAAAUCGGUCUUCUCGGAAGUCGACGAGGAAGGGCUGCGGAUUAUGACGAUGACGAGACAAUCCUCGAGAAGCGCGGAACAACGGCAGAGGAGAAGCGUAGGCAACGAGUGAAGAGCGAGCGCAGGCGAUGGGAUACCGAGAAAGUUGCCGUCGCGCCGAAGAAGGGCGAUAAGAAGAGACGCUUCCAGGUUCGCGUGGACAAGUGGAAGCGUAAGGCCGAAAAGGAGGGCGCUGAGGAGGCGGCUGAGCGACAACUGUCGUUCUGGCAGCUUUUGCGCGUCAUCUACCCCACCAUCCCCUACAAGCCCAUGGUCGCUCUCGGUCUCGUCACUUGCGUCUGCAGUGGUGCCAUGACACCCAUCUUCUCCUUCCUCCUCUCUCGUGUAAUGUUCGAGGUGUCCGUCGGUGCCACAAAUGUCUCCGCCAUCAACACCUUUGGCGGCAUCGUCCUUGGUAUCGCCGCAAUCGAUGGGUUCCUCCUAGGCUUCAAAUACUUCUUGAUGGAGACCCUCGCCUCUUCAUGGGUCACCCAGAUCCGCAACACAGCCUACGAACGCAUCCUCGCCCAAGACAAGAAGUUCUUCGACAAGACCGACAACGCAUCCACCCGAUUCAUCCAAAUUCUCGUCAAGGAUGGAGACGACGCAAGGAAUCUUCUGUCCGUCGUCAUCGGUCAAUUCCUCGUUGUCGCUUCAAUGCUCGGUGUCGGUUUGGUAUGGGCUCUGAUCCGUGGCUGGCAGCUGACUCUCGUCGGCUUCGCUAUCGCCCCGGUGUUCGCCAUCACGAUGGCCGUUCAGACCCGACUUGUCACCAAGUGCGAAGUUCGAAACAAGCGCGCCCGCGAAGAUGUUGCAAAGAGCUACUACUCGGCCAUCGCUAACAUCCGUGGCAUUCGCGCGAUGUCGUUUGAGGGUCUCUACAAGCAACAAUUCGACACCGCAGCUGAUCGUGCUUUGACCACCGGUGUCAAGGGUGCUUUCGUCGAGGGAUGCACAUACGGUGUUUCGAGUGGCCUUAUCUACCUUGCCGAAGCGUUGCUCUUCUACGUCGGAGCCGUCCUCAUUGCCCAGGGAACGUAUUCGUACCUCCAAAUGGUUCAAACACUGAACUUGGUUGUAUUCUCGGUCACCAUCGGAUCGCAGCUUAUGGCAUUCACCGAAAAGAUCGCUAAGGCUGUUCAAGCCACGAGAGAUUUCAACGAACUUCUCCGGUUACCCACCGAUACCGAUGAGGCCAAAGGUGUCAUGAAGCCGACUCUCGACGGACCGGUCACUUUCCGCAACGUUGCGUUUUCUUACCCUGAACACCCCGAUGCUCCCGUCCUCAGCAACCUCAACCUCAGCAUCGAGCACGGCGAAUGUGUUGCUAUCGUUGGUCCAUCAGGCUGCGGCAAGUCCACAAUCGCUGCGCUCCUCCAGCGACUCUACGAACCUACCUCUGGCAUGAUCGCCAUCGGUCUCAACGAGCUUCGCUCUAUGAACGCCGAACAUCUUCGCCAUCACGUCUCCGUCGUCAGCCAGAAAGCUAACCUUUUCGACGCUACCAUCACGGAGAACAUCAAGUACGGCAACGAGUCCCUCACGGAUAUGGACGUCCGACGCGCCGCAAAGGCAGCAAACGUUCACGAGUUCAUUAUGACGCUUCCACAAGGCUACGACACCCUCGUUGGCGAGAACGCUUCCCUCAUUUCUGGUGGACAAGCCCAGCGACUCCAAAUCGCCCGCGCACUGGCUCGCCCUGCGCGCAUUCUCAUCCUCGAUGAGUGUACCUCCGCCUUGGAUGCUGCCAACCAAGCUGUGGUCAUGGACACCAUCCGCAGCGCCAAGGUUGGGCGCACCACCAUCAUGAUCACCCACAAGGUCGACGUCAUGAGAAUGUGCGACAGGAUCGUGUUGGUAGACGAGGGCCGUGUUGUUGAGGAAGGCCGAUACGACGAGCUAAUGGAGAAGAAGGGCGUAUUCGCCACAUUGGCCAGCGGAGGGGAGUGGCAGAGCGCCUAG
This is a messenger RNA of Pleurotus ostreatus (oyster mushroom), 4635 nucleotides long. RefSeq lists its product as uncharacterized. Gene Ontology annotation, biological process: transmembrane transport. Lineage: Eukaryota; Fungi; Basidiomycota; Agaricomycetes; Agaricales; Pleurotaceae. Gene Ontology annotation, molecular function: ABC-type oligopeptide transporter activity; ATP binding; ATP hydrolysis activity. The record is from RefSeq and is a predicted model, not a curated record. The transcript has 4 exons. Gene Ontology annotation, cellular component: membrane. Bases 1 to 4635 code for a protein of 1544 amino acids.